Messenger RNA from Henningerozyma blattae CBS 6284, 1344 nucleotides. RefSeq names its product bifunctional N-glycosylase/AP lyase NTG2 (gene NTG2). Gene Ontology annotation, biological process: base-excision repair; base-excision repair, AP site formation; nucleotide-excision repair. Bases 1 to 1344 code for a protein of 447 amino acids. Lineage: Eukaryota; Fungi; Ascomycota; Saccharomycetes; Saccharomycetales; Saccharomycetaceae. Gene Ontology annotation, molecular function: DNA-(apurinic or apyrimidinic site) endonuclease activity; oxidized pyrimidine nucleobase lesion DNA N-glycosylase activity. The record is from RefSeq and is a predicted model, not a curated record. Gene Ontology annotation, cellular component: nucleus. The transcript has a single exon.
AUGUUUCCGAUUAGAUUUAUUAACAUUCUUCAAAAUUUCAAGAUUCAAAAAAGAAGUAGAACUAAGAUGGUCACUACGAGAAAAAGAAGAUAUCCUCAUGUUGAAGUUAAAUUAGAAGAACCUUCUGAGGGUGCUGAAGAAGUUUUAUCUCAUUAUUUUACAAAAAAGGUAAAAAAUGAGAAGGAUGAUAAUGAACUUGAUAAAUUACUAACUAUCCAAGAUUAUUCAAAUGUCGAUACAGAUUGGGUAAAGACUCUAAACUCUAAAGAGUACUUCGAAUACAUUGAUAAGAUGACUAUAGAUUCUAAAACCAUUUGGGAAACUCCUUUAGAUCCAAAACUUUUUGAUAGGACAAAUAAUCCGAAAUUGCCAGAUAAUUUUUUACCAAUUUAUUCAAGAAUCAGACUAAUGAGAUCAAAAUUGAAAACACCUGUAGAUGUCAUGGGUUCAGCAGCCCUUCCGAUAACUGUAGGCGGGAAAUGUGGACUAGGCAAAGAAGUUAUAAAGCCAAUUAAUUACAGACUGCAAUUAUUAGUUGGUGUCAUGCUGUCUGCACAAACAAAAGAUGAGGUAACAGCACAGGCAAUGUUAAAUAUUACCAGAUAUUGUAUUGAUGAGCUUCAUAAUCCAGCUGGUAUCACUUUAGAAACCUUGUUAGAGAUAGAUCAAAAUGUAUUGGAUGAAUUAAUUCAUUCUGUUGGAUUUCAUACAAGGAAGGCAAAGUUUAUAAAAGAAACAGCCAAGGAAUUACAAGAGAGAUUUGACUCUGAUAUACCGACAGAUAUAGAUGGACUUUUAUCCUUACCUGGGGUAGGCCCAAAAAUGGGGUAUCUUGCUUUGCAUAAAGCUUGGGGGAAACUCGAUGGUAUAUGCGUAGAUGUUCAUGUUCAUCGGUUAUCUAAAUUAUUUAAUUGGGUUGAUCCCAAGAAAUCUAAAACUCCAGAACAUACUCGCAAAGCUUUGCAAGAAUGGUUACCGCGAUCGUUAUGGUAUGAAAUUAAUACAGUGUUAGUUGGUUUUGGUCAAGUCAUAUGUAUGUCAAAGGGUAGAAGGUGUGAUAUAUGUUUAGCUAAUACAGUGUGCAAUGCAGUUGAUAAAAAAUUAGUUGCUAAAGGAUUUAAUUCGCGAUUGGUCAACGUUGAUGAGAGUUUUAAAGCUAAACGAGGUGAUUUUUCACAAUGGUUGCAAUAUUUACAAAAUGAAGCACAAAAUUCAACUGAUUUAAGGGGAACCUUUAAUAAUAGGGGGAAAACACAGAAUCUACCCGACGAUGAUUCUGUCGAGCUUCCAAUUAAAGUGAAAGAGGAAAUAGAACAUUCUAUUGUAAAAGAUGAAUUAUUUUAA